Messenger RNA from Serinus canaria (Common canary), 1198 nucleotides. Its product is annotated as complement C3-like. NCBI's taxonomy places the organism in Eukaryota, Metazoa, Chordata, Aves, Passeriformes, Fringillidae. Gene Ontology annotation, cellular component: extracellular region. The coding region runs from base 1 to 1038 and encodes 345 amino acids. Gene Ontology annotation, molecular function: protein binding. The record is from RefSeq and is a predicted model, not a curated record. The transcript has 8 exons.
AUGGAACAGUCGGAAUGGCGGGGAACAGCUGGACCAGAAACAGCUGGAACUGGGGGGCGGGAACAGUCUGGAAUGGUGUCACUCUGUCCCCGCUGUCACUCUGUCCCCUCUGUCCCCGCUGUCCCUCUGUCCCUGUGUCACUCUGUCCCCGGUGUCACUCUGUCCCCGCUGUCACUCUGUCCCCUCUGUCCCCGGUGUCCCUCUGUCCCCGCUGUCACUCUGUCCCUCUGUCCCCGGUGUCCCUCUGUCCCCGCUGUCACUCUGUCCCCUCUGUCCCCGGUGUCACUCUGUCCCCUCUGUCCCCAGCUGUCCGAGGGUGUGGACAGGUACAUCUCCAAGUUCGAGCUGGACCAGGACAAAGAGCGGAGCAACGUCGUCAUUUACCUGGACAAGGUGUCGCACAAGGCCCAGGAAUGUUUCGCCUUCAAGGCCCACCAGAGGUUCCAGGUGGGGCUGAUCCAGCCCGCGGCCGUCAGCGUCUACAGCUACUACAGCAUCGACGAUCGCUGCACCCGGUUCUACCACCCGGACAAGGAGGGAGGGAAACUGAGCAAGAUCUGCCAGGGGGACGUUUGCCGCUGCGCCGAAGAGAGCUGCUUCAAGCGCCAGGAGGAGCCCGGUGACAUCACGGUUAACCAGCGCAUGGACCGCGCCUGCGAGCCCGGGGUGGACUUCGUGUACAAGGUGAGGCUGGUGGCCCAGGAGGACACCCCGUCCUAUGACAAUUACGUCAUGGAGGUCCUGUCAGUCAUCAAGAUGGGCACGGACGAGGACCCGGCCGGGAGCAACAGGACCUUCGUGAGCCACCAGCAGUGCAGGGACGCGCUGAGGCUGUGCAGGGGACAGGACUACCUGGUCUGGGGACAGGCCAGCGACCUCUGGGCCACCGGCAGGCAGUACUCGUACCUGAUCGGGAAGGACACCUGGCUGGAGGAGUGGCCCUCCGAGGCCGCCUGCCAGGACCCGGCUCUCCAGCAGCGCUGCCAGGACUUCGUCGAGUUCUCCGAGUCCAUGACGUUCUUCGGCUGUCCCACCUGAGUCCCCGAGGUGUCACCUCCCCUGGGGUGUCACCAACCCGCCGGUGGCACCCAGUCCUGGGGUGUCACGGCUCUUCUCCGGUCACUUUUUGUCCCCUCCUCGCAUUUUUUCGGUUGGGUUUUUUGGGGUUUUUUUGGUUAAAAAAGUCAUUUCUGAGCAA